ACAGGAACUGAUGCAAACGGAUUUCCUCUCCGCGAAGAAUUCGCCAAGUCGUGCUUCGAAACUCUUCUUCAGUUCUCAUUUGUGAAUGGAACACCGGAAGUGGAUCGUCAAGCAGACCAGUCAGACGGCAAAGUGGCUGAGUUAGCUCUUGACGUUCUCCUCAGUCGAUGCAGUGAUGUGUUAGUGAAGUACGUUGAAGAUGAAAAACUUAGUGGAAAGUGUCCUCUUCCAAGGUAACUUUGUUCAUUUCUUUCAGGGGUUUGGUUGUUGUUGAGCCAUUGAUAUAGCUUCCAUUCUUCUCGGCUUACGAAUACAAUACCAUAAACUCCAAAAAAACUCAAAAUUUGUUUUUGUAACAUACUAGAAAACGAGAACCACCUUGUGAAAUACUGUGCUGACCAGGUUUUAGAACCACCUUGUACUGCACAGUAAACAGUAUCACAAUAAAGUACUGCUCAGUAGCUUUCACGUGAAUGGUCACACGCUCAGCAGCUUUCAUUUUAAUCUUCACACUCUAAGAGAUCAUCCACGCUUAAAACUAAGAAAGAUAUCUAUAACUGAGUAUGAAAUGAAGGAUUCAUUUAAAUUAUCUAGUGAUUUAGUUCGUUGUCCAGACACAUCCUUCUUAAAACGGAUUCCGAAUCACCGUGAGACCAAGAUGGCUAUAGUUGUUGGUGGGGCGGGUGGUGGGGGUGGGGGGCACUUUGCCGCUGUGAAGGGUGGGGCUUACUAAGCAGAUUAUGUUUCUCUAAAAUGAGUUAUCACUUAUGGAAAAUUGACCAGCGAUGUGAAAAACUGUGUUGCAUAGAGUAUGGAUAUUUGGGUCCCACCGGUACACCCCCUCUAAAAACUUCACAGAAUACCUCCCCCGGAAAGUACACCAGUUGUUUAGACAGUUGGUAAGUCUUUAAAUUCUUUAUUGCUAAUGUUAUUUAUUUUUUUUAACAUUCUUAGAACUCGUAUGGCAGAGAUGUCGUUUGUAAUGAAGGCCAUCAGCACGUUGGUGUCUUCAAUGAAAAGAGCUGUAAAGGAAAAUCCAACUGUCGGUAUGUUAUUGGCCAGCUAUCUCUUCUUUUCUAUAGAGCGUUUUCACUCACGUGGUCAGAUCUAUGCCAAUUUAUUGGAACAAAAAAAAGCCUUUGCAUAAGAAAAGAGUUCAACUCCCAGAGGUCUGGUUUUGGACACCAAUAUGGACGCCGUUUCAUUGUUUUGGGACACUAAUAUGGCCGCCGUGACGUCAUGUGAAAACGCUCUAAAGACUUCCCCGGUUUCUUUCAGUUUUCGAUAAAUAGCAGUAAGCGAAUAUCCAUUGACACUGCUAAAAAGAGGGCCUUAAAAUAUAGUAACUUACCACGUUUAACCCUUUAAGCCCUAAGAGUGAUCAGCAUCAAAUUUCUCCUUGUAAUUUCAAUGCUUUGUAAAACAGGGUGGUCAUGAGAAUUACGGUCAUGAUCACACAAGAUGAAUUUGCAUGAUAUUUUAUCAACUUCUCCCGACUACUUCUGCAGGAAAUGAAUAGGGGCAACAAAUGAGAAUUCAAAUUUUGAUCUUAGGGUUCAAAGGGUUAAAGGUGAUACGUGGUCGAAGUGGUCGCUAUGAGUGAGCUGACCGUAUUGCCCGUUUUACCGGCCCAAGCUAAACUCGAUUUACAGCGAGUGACGUAAGUCACGUGUGUGGUGUGACUCCCGCCUUAUUUCAACCAAUCGGAAGUCAGCAUUCAAUUUGCAACAACCUUGUUUGUUGCAUGACCGGUUUGAACGUGGAAGGUGAAACGCGCAACAUAUCUUUUCAUUUUCAACUCGUUUCUCAGCAAUGUUGCAAACCAAGUUGCACGUUUUUGUUGCCCAUUUUAAAGCACCUUUAAUGCCAGAAGCAGGUUACAAUUUCCGAGUUACCAGAACCUGAGUUAACACCGGUGAACUCUAUGAUCUUGCCACCAUGAUUUCGACUUUUCAACAUUUUCCCGGUUAGAUCAUGAAAUCUGAACAUUUUGCCAGCAUGGCCUUGCAUUUGCAACAUCUUCUCAGCAAGAUCUCUAAUUUUCAAGAUCUUGCCGCCAGGUUCUCUUGCUGUCGCGGACAAAAUCGUGAAGUUUUAAGAUCUCGCCCGCAGUGUCUUGAAAUUUGAAGAUCUUGCUGUUGGCAUCUUGACCUUUCCUGUUCAAUACGUAUGUGAAGCCUUCAUUAACUCUUGCUAGUAUGUUUCGAGAUAUUACCCUCUUCUGUAAUAGGCUUUACCUAGUUUCGACUAAGCAUUUUUUUUUCUAAAAAAGUUCUUUGGUUAUGAUUUUUUUCUUAAGUGAUAGCGCUUUCCAUUCCGGCGUGGUCGGCCUUAGUUUCUCUUGUCUUAAUCCUUAGUGACUAAGACUUUUCGGAAUUGUGGGGAACUUGCGGGGGAAAAGUAGCGGAUUUCAAGCGUGGAAAGCAAAAGUAUUAUUGUUUUUCGUUUAAGUUAGAAAAAAGUUUUCUCUGCUUUCCGAAAUCAGGGCUCUCUAAAUGUUCUGCAAUCCCUGAUAACCUUUUCAUCUCAUCUUAUCAAUCAAUCAAUUAAUCAAUCAAUCAAUCAGUCAAUCGAUCGAUCGAUCAAUCAAUCAAUCAAUCAAUCAAUCAAUCGACCAACUAACCAAUCCAUCAUUGAUUCAUUCAAUCAAUCAUAUCUAGCCGUAUACGUCAAGGUUCUUCGCUUCUUUUGACCUAAGCCAAGCGAGUGGAACACUAAAAGUAACUUUCUCUGUAACAUGACGCAAAUUUUUGUUGCAGUGGACGGUAGGAUCUGGGAUCAAGUUAUUGAACUGUAUCCUCGUCUUGUGGAAUGCUCUGUUUGUAACUCGACGCAAGUCCGACGAGCCUUGCGGGAGGCGCUUCAAGAGUACGCUGACUUAUUAAGAUCGCCGACUCAUGCUUCGACUAUGAAUGGUGAUCGGUAG
This is a messenger RNA of Porites evermanni, 2926 nucleotides long. Lineage: Eukaryota; Metazoa; Cnidaria; Anthozoa; Scleractinia; Poritidae. The record is from the annotation of a GenBank genome assembly.